Mugil cephalus (flathead mullet) is the source of this 842-nucleotide messenger RNA. RefSeq names its product cellular retinoic acid binding protein 2, b (gene crabp2b). The transcript has 4 exons. Gene Ontology annotation, cellular component: cytosol; nucleus. The coding region runs from base 148 to 576 and encodes 142 amino acids. The record is from RefSeq and is a predicted model, not a curated record. Gene Ontology annotation, molecular function: fatty acid binding. Gene Ontology annotation, biological process: fatty acid transport. Lineage: Eukaryota; Metazoa; Chordata; Actinopteri; Mugiliformes; Mugilidae.
CGAGCCGGUUAACGGGAGAGAGGGAGGCACAGAUACCGAGCGGAUAGGAGGCGGCUGCAGCGAGGAUCAGCUUCUAAUCUGCAAGAAAAUAAUAAUAAUAAUAAUAAAACAAUUUAAAAAAAAAUCUCUGCAACUGCGUGCACUGAAAUGGAGAAUAAAGUGACAGAUUUCUCAGGAAAGUGGAAAAUGAAGUCCUCGGAAAACUUUGAGGAACUUUUGAAAGCGCUGGGUGUGAAUGUGUUCCUGAGGAAGAUUGCGGUGGCAGCCGCCUCCAGCCCCGCGGUGGAGAUCUCCCAGCAGGGAGAGAGUCUGUCCAUCAAGACGUCCACCAGCGUCCGCACCACCAACGUCUCCUUCACCGUGGGGCAGUCCUUCAGCGAGGCCACGGUGGACGGACGACCCUGCACGAGCUUUCCUAAGUGGGAAACCGACAGAAAGAUCAGCUGCGAGCAGACUUUACAGAAAGGUGACGGGCCGAAGACGGCGUGGACCCGAGAGCUGACCAAUGACGGAGAGCUCAUACUGACAAUGACUGCCGGUGAUGUUGUCUGCACCAGAGUUUAUGAGAGGGAAUGAGGAAAUUUGUCAUACAAUACUGUCUGGUUUACAUUUACUCGCCUUGUUUUCUUCAUCUUUGUCCUCCUCCCCGGGUCGUGUCUCGCUCAAAGGGUGCACUGUGCUGAAAGUGGCUUCAGUCGGUACAUUAGCUGCCUUUAUAACAGCAAACCUUCAUGUAUCAUAUGUUUCACACAUUCCUUUUUUUUAAAAAAAAAACAAAACAAAACACUUUGUUGUAGUGUCUAAAUCCUUUUUAAAAAUGUUAAAUAAACUGUUUUAUAUAA